Messenger RNA from Dromiciops gliroides (monito del monte), 11702 nucleotides. Its product is annotated as E1A-binding protein p400-like. Lineage: Eukaryota; Metazoa; Chordata; Mammalia; Microbiotheria; Microbiotheriidae. The transcript has 55 exons. Gene Ontology annotation, molecular function: ATP binding; ATP-dependent chromatin remodeler activity. Bases 134 to 9391 code for a protein of 3085 amino acids. The record is from RefSeq and is a predicted model, not a curated record.
GAGGAGGAGGAGGAGGAGGAGGAGGCGGUGCCGCCGCGCCCAUGGAUCUCCUGUCACGCCGCGGGUACUGGAGGAAGGAGGGAAGCAAAACACAGGGCUAAAUAUCAGAAUCUAUUUUAAAGAGGAGGUGAUAAUGCACCAUGGCAAUGGUCCUCAGAGUGUCCAGCUCCAGAGGUCCCGGUCCUUCACAGGCAGUGAGGGGGAAGAGCAGCAAUCACAUUCAAAUCUUCCCCAGUCCCCUGCAGCACCCUUCGCUCCUUCAGCCAGCCCAUCCGCACCACAGUCGCCCAGUUACCAAAUACAGCAGCUUAUGAAUCGAAGUCCAGUAGCUGGUCAGAAUGUCAACAUUACACUUCAGAAUGUCGGACCAGUAGUUGGAGGAAACCAGCAGAUCACCCUCACCCCUUUGCCAAUCCCCAAUCCAACCUCGCCAGGUUUUCAGUUUAAUUCUCAGCAGAGGAGGUUUGAGCAUGGCUCCCCCUCCUACAUCCAAGUUACCUCCCCGUUGCCCCAGCAGGUCCAGUCUCAGAGCCCAACUCAGCCCAGCCCUGGGCCGGUGCAGACAUUACAGAGUGUGCGGGCAGGCACUCCCGGCCCGGGCCUGGGGAUCUGCAGCUCCAGCCCCACUGGAGGCUUCGUGGAUGCGAGCGUCCUUGUGAGACAGAUCAGUUUGAGCCCUUCGAAUGGCGGACACUUUGUGUAUCAGGAGGGCUCGGGCAUCGCCCAGAUUGCUCAGGGAGGACAGGUUCAACUCCAGCAUGCGGGAACCCCUAUUACCGCUCGAGAACGCAGACUUUCCCAGCCUCACAACCAGACGGGUGGCACCAUUCAUCAUCUUGGACCUCAGAGCCCUGUGGCUGGUGGGGCCAGCGUGCAGCCUUUGACCAGUCCCAGUCACAUUGCAACGACUAGCUUGCCACCACAGAUCAGUAGUAUUAUUCAAGGACAACUGAUUCAGCAGCAGCAAGUAAUUCAAGGACAGCCGCUGAAUAGACCUAUGGCAUUUGAGAGGUCUUCGGGGGUCUUAAUAUCUGGAGUUGGAGGCUCUUCAGCUUUUGGGAUGACUUCACCACCUCCUGGACCCACCAGCCCUUCUCGAGCUGCUGUGCCACAGGGUCUUUCCAACCUUCCUCUUGCUCCUGCAGGAAGUAUAGGAGUGAAAAAAGUACCUAAAAAAUUGGAGGAAAUUCCACCAGCAUCUCAAGAAACAGCUCAGAUGAGAAAGCAAUGCCUGGAUCACCAUUACAGAGAGAUGGAGGCUCUAAAAGAAAAUUUUAAGGAGUAUUUGAUUGAAUUAUUUUUCUUGCAACAUCUUCAAGGGAAUAUGAUGGAUUUCUUAGCUUUUAAGAAGAAAUUGUAUGGACCCUUACACGCAUAUCUUAAGCAAAAUGAUUUGGAUUUUGAAGAAGAAGAACAAUCUGAAGUCAUUAAUGAUGAGCAAAUGCACACAGGUUCGCCAGUAGCUGGAACUGUGACUACUUUAGAAAUUGAAACAUUUAAGAGACAACAAACAAUGCCCCAAGCAGAUUCACCUAAGAGACCUCGGAUUGAUGUGGGCUGUCACGGGGUGGCUUUUCAGUGUCCAGCUGUGACUUCAGGAGUCCCUCUUCAGCAGUUAAUGCCAACAGCACAAGGCGGAAUGCCUCCCACUCCUCAAGCUGUACAGCUCACUGGACAGAAACAAAACCAACAGCAGUAUGAUCCAUCCAAAGGUCCUCCCGUGCAGAAUGCUGCAAGUCUACAUACUCCUCCACCUCAGCUUCCUGGGCGGCUGCAGCCUGCCAACGUCCCGGGCGCAUCCCUCCCAUCGACCCUGCAAAUCUCACAGCAGAUGAUGGAGACCCAGCCCCCAAUUCUGGUGAAGACCCAGCCAUUCAACCUACUCAUCCCUGCCGCCCCAGCUAGCCAGCCCCCGGCACCCCUUCCACAGCCUCUCACUCCAGCGUUCCACGUCCAGAUGCCAGGACAGCCACCUGCACAGGGCUCUCAAUCUCAUACGAUACAGCAGCAGACUGUUUCGCUGCUGCGACCAUCUGUGGAUCUUGCCGAGGCUUCUCAGCAUCUUCUGGCAGAUUCUCUGCUUCUCUCAUCUCUUCCACCCUCAGCUCCUUCAGGCACAACGCCACCCUCUGUAUAUCCUCUGCAGACAAAUAGUGCCUCCCCAGAGACCAAAUCCUUAUCCCCUGUCAUAUCCAAGCCCCCAGGCUUAUCUGUAGCCACAGCACCAAUAAUUCAGACCCCAGCCCAGAAUGCAGUGGACCUGUCCCCGGAGAGUUCCCAGGACAAGCUUGCUGAGCAAAUAAAACUGGAAAAUAACACCCAUCAGCGAAUUGCAGAGCUGAGAAAGGAGGGGCUGUGGUCUCUCAGACGACUCCCCAAACUUCAGGAGGCCCCACGACCAAAGUCUCACUGGGAUUAUCUCCUCGAAGAGAUGCAAUGGAUGGCGACGGACUUUGCUCAGGAGAGAAGAUGGAAAAUGGCCGCUGCCAAGAAGAUGGUCAGGACGGUGGCUCGGUACCAUGAAGAAAAGAAACUCAAUGAAAUGAGAAACAAAAAAGAGGAACAGAAUAAGUUAAGACGUAUUGCUGCAUCAAUUGCCAGGGAAAUUGAAUACUUCUGGUCUAAUAUUGAACAGGUUGUAGAAAUUAAAUUGCAUAUUGAAUUUCAAGAGAAACAAAAACAAGCAUUAAAUAUUAAGAAAUAUUCAAGACAAGGUAAGGACCCAAAGGCACUAGAAGCUAGCGUUAAGAUAGAAAAGGAAAGCAGGAUGACUUCACCAUCAAGAAAGAAGAGAAAAGCAAGCACAUCUUUGACUGAUGAAGAAGUGGAAGAUGAGGAGGAGACAAUUGCAGAACAAGAAUCAAAAGAGGCUCAUAUAAACCACCAAGCAGAGCUGUGCCGUUUAGUCCGAGAAGCCGAAUUGCCUUUGGAUGACUUAGUCAAGUUAUAUGAAGGUGCUUUUGUGGGAAGCUUCAAGUGGCCACAGUCUGUGUGCGACAGUGAAGAAACUACCAGUGAAGAGGACCUAGAAGAGGCCACCAAUGCCAGAGAAAAGAAGGAAGUAGUCAUCAUAGAUUCCCUCCUCAGCACUGGGCAGUACCGAGGUGUGGAGAAAACCAGUCCUGGGAAGAAGCACACGAGAGAUAUUGCAGAUGUGGUAGCAGCUGCAGAAACUCUGUUACCCAAGGGCAGUGCCCGCAUCACAACCGCGGUAAAGUUCACUACCCCAUGUUUAUUGUAUGGGGUCCUCAGAGAGUACCAGAAGAUUGGGCUGGACUGGUUAGCCAAACUAUACAGGAAGAAUCUCAAUGGCAUCUUGGCAGAUGAUGCUGGGCUUGGCAAGACUGUACAAGUUAUUGCCUUUUUUGCCCAUUUAGCUUGUAAUGAAGGUAACUGGGGUCCCCACCUCAUUGUGGUUAGGAGUUGUCAUAUAUUGAAGUGGGAACUUGAACUGAAACGUUGGUGCCCCGGUUUGAAGAUUCUUCUUUAUUUUGGUGGCCAAAGAGAGCUUAAAGCAAAGAGACAGGAAUGGACUGAACCCAACAGCUUCAAUGUGUGCAUAACUUCCUACAAACACUUCUUUAAAGGGCACCAGGCCUUUGCCAAAGUGAGAUGGAAGUACCUGGUUGUUGAUGAGAUGCAGCAGAUCAGGAACAUGACAGAAAGACACUGGGAGGCGCUUUUCAGUCUCCGGAGUCAGCAUCGGUUGCUCCUGAUUGAUACCCCUUUACAUAAUACCUUGAUGGAACUAUGGACCAUGGUGCACUUUCUGAUUCCUGGCAUUUCCAGACCAUAUUUGGAUUUUCCAGUGAAAGUUACUAGUGAAGAGAACCAAGAUUAUUGUCACAAACUUGUCAUAAGGUUGCACAGAAUGAUACAACCAUUCAUUUUACGAAGAUCAAAAAGAGAUGUUGAAAAGCAGCUCAGUAAGAAAUAUGAGCACGUGUUAAAGUGCCGUCUUUCUAAUCGCCAGAAGGCCUUGUACGAUGAUGUGAUCCUCCAGCCAGGAACCCAGGAAGCCCUUAAGAGUGGACAGUUUGUCAGUGUCCUGCAUGUCCUGAUGAAGCUGCAGAGGAUCUGUAACCACCCUGACCUCAUUGACCCCAGGCUCUCAGGUGCCUCGUAUGUGCUGGAGGCCCUCGAGUUCAGGACGGCUGCUGCCAUCGUGCAGGCACUGGAGCGCGGGCUCUGGAAGGACACUGACAUGUCUAUAUUUGAUCUGAUUGGGGUAGAAAAUAAAAUGACACAUUAUGAAGCCCAGGUGCUGCCCAAGCAAAAGAUAAGCAGAAAGUUGAUGGAGGAGAUCUACACCUCACCUCUGCCCCAGUCAAGGCCCCGGCCUGUCAAGAUUAAGCCCAACAGGUUGUUCCAACCUGUGCAGUAUGGACAGAAGCCAGAGGGCAAGACAGUUGUUUUCCCAAGCCCUCAAAUACAGCGCACUGUUGCGGUAGCCACAGGAACCCAGUCAGGGCAAGUACGGGGACGAUCCCCCUGCACAGAUCAAGCGGCCGCAGCACAGUUUCAGACAUCUCAGGCUCCUACCAGUGCUCCAAGACACCAGCCAGCAGCGACCUUCACCACAGCAACUAGCACAGCCAAUCCUGUGAAACAGCGGGGUCAGAACUCAGCCCAGGCCUCCCAGCUAGGCCAGACCCAGCCCCAGCCCCAGGCCCCCUCGCACACCAUCCAACAGAGUGUGCUUCCUCAGAGGCUGGUACUGACCUCUCAGGCCCAGGCACGGUUGCCUACUGGGGAGGUGAUGAAAGGUGCUCAGAGGGCUCCUCUAACAGCAACUCAAGGCAGGAUAGCUCAGCCGGAGACCCCUGUGACCCUGCAGUUUCAGGGAAACAAGUUUACCCUGUCACAUAGUCAGCUCUGCCAGCUCACUGCUGGCCAGCCUCUGCAGCUUCAAGGAAAUGUUCUUCAGAUUGUUUCCGCUCCAGGACAGCAGUAUGUUCGUCCCCAAGCAUCUCUUGUUAUGCAGACCACGUCUCCAGCUGGGACAGGGCGGAAUGCUCUUGGCACACCAGGCAACCAGCAUCAAGGAAAUAUGCUGGCUUCUGUGGCAGUCCCUCACCCAGUUGGUACGCCCAACAGAACUGCAGUUGUUAACCUGCCUUCUGGGGAACAAAGAGUCAUAUCCAAGUCAGCAGGAACUCAAACACAGAUUUCAUUGGCAGAAAAAAGCAGACUUUUAAAGGAGCGUCUUGAUAGGAUAUUUUCUGGCAAUGAACGGCGUUGUUCCAGAGCUCCCGUUUAUGGCAGAGACGUGUUGGGAAUUUGCUCAUUAUUUGGGGAAAGGAAAGCACCCCAGCAUUACUACACGGGAAACAAUUGGAAGUGGACUGGCUUGGUGAAUUGUUGUCCUUCCUCAUGCACACCAGAAAGUUCAACUGACCCACUGCAGUAUUUGAGACUGACAUCACAUCAACAGAAUGAAUCUCUACAGGAUGCCAUUAAAAGGGUGCUCCGUGUGCUGCCCGCUGUGAUUGCUGCGCCCCCUCAUCUCUGCACAUCAAAUCCUUCUCCAUCCUACAGCCAAAAAAUGAACCUCUUCAGACACAAUCUCAAAUUGGAGCUGGCUCCUUAUUUACACCAACUGCAACAGAUAGCAGCUCCGCAUUCAUUAGAGUUUCCUGAUCUUAGACUGGUGCAGUAUGAUUCAGGCAAGUUAGAAGCUCUCGCCAUCUUGCUGCAGAGACUGAAAUCAGAAGGCCGCCGGGUGCUAAUUUUGUCCCAGAUGAUUUUAAUGUUAGAUAUCUUGGAGUUAUUUUUGAACUUCCAUUUCCUUACAUUCAUCAGGAUUGACGAAUAUGCCAGCUAUGAGCAGCGUCAGGAACUGAUGAAGAAUUUCAACAGAGAUAAGCGGAUAUUUUGUGCCAUUCUGUCCACCCACAGUCGCUCUACAGGUGUAAAUCUUGUGGAGGCCGAUACGGUUGUGUUUUAUGAUAAUGACUUAAAUCCAGUGAUGGACGCAAAGGCCCAAGAAUGGUGUGAUAGAAUUGGGAGAUGCAAGGACAUCCACAUAUACAGGCUUGUAAGUGGUAAUUCUGUAGAAGAAAAGCUAUUGAAGAAUGGCACCAAAGAUUUAAUUAGAGAAGUAGCAGCUCAAGGAAAUGACUAUACCAUGGCAUUCUUAACUCAGCAAACCAUCCAGGAACUCUUUGAGGUCCAUUCUCCUAUGGAUGAUACUGGCUUCAGAGUGAAAGCUGAGGAAUUUGUUCUUCUUUCUCAGGAACCUCCUGUGGCUGAAACAAUUGCACCCAAGGUUGCAAAACCUUUUAUAGAGGCUUUGAACAGCAUUGAACAAGAAGAUGAAGAGUCAGCCAAGCAAGCAGAGGAAGUGAGAACAACUGAAAUGGAAUCUCUCCCCACCGCUUUCAUCUCAGACCUGGAUGACUUAAAAUGCGAUGAAGAGCCUUCACAGAGAGAGGAAUUGUUUGCAGUUGUUGAUCAACUUACUCCCAUAGAGAAAUAUGCAUUGAAUUAUCUGGAGCUCUUCCACGUUUCUGGUGAUGAGAGUGGACAAAGAAUAAUAGAGAGGAAAUUGAAGAAUGUGAAGAAAUUUUGGGAACUUCAUCAUAUGAGAGAAUUGAAGGAAAAAGCAGAAAGCAUGUUUCUAGAGGAGGAAGAGGAGUUAUUGACUUACACGAGGGAAGAUGCCUAUAAUAAGGAAUAUGUUUACGAAGGUCCAGAUGGACAAACCGAGAUAAUGCCACUUUGGACCCCUCCUACGCCCCCUCAGGAUGACAGUGACAUUCACAUCGAUCCAGUCUUGUGUCUAACGUAUGAGGCCACUCCCAUUCAGGAGUCUAAGCUGCCGCCGGUGUAUGUGAGGAAGGAUCACAAGCGACACAAAGCAGAACCCUCUGGUCGGAAGAAGAAGCAGCGGCAUGGGGAGGUUGUCAUUCCUCCUCGAUCCCUCUUUGACCGGGCGACUCCAGGGACAUCUAAGACGCGGCGAGAGGGCAAAGAGCAGAAGAAGAAUGCUCUGUUGAAGCAGCAGACCCAGUUUGCCAAAGCUUUGCCAACAGGGGUCAAAGCCACAGCAGAGUCUGGGCAGGACAGCCCGGAGUGGCUCAUUAGUGAAGACUGGGCACUGCUGCAGGCUGUAAAACAACUGCUUGAACUUCCUUUAAAUCUUGCUAUUGUGUCACCAGCACAUACCCCUAAUUGGGAUCUUGUAAGUGAUGUUGUCAACUCCUGUAGCCGGAUUUACCGCUCUCCCAAACAGUGCCGAAACCGCUAUGAAAAUGUCAUCAUUCCGAGGGAAGAAGGGAAGCUCAUAUUUGAAGCAAACCCUAAAAAGAAGGCCAAAAACAUCUAUAAGAACAAGAAUAGUCGUCCGCUUCGCACUAACCAGGUCUAUGCCCAAGACGAAGGCACUACCCGCACCCAACUUUAUACCAGUCACUUUGAGAUGGCAAAAAUGAUUGCAGGAAAGAGAAGUCCCUUGAGUAAGCCCCUGCUUGGCAUGAAUCCUUUCCAGAAGAAUCCCAAACAUGCAUCAGUGUUUGCUGAAAGUGGAAUCAAUUAUGACAAGCCCCUGCCUCCAAUUCAGGUUGCUUCCCUGCGUGCUGAACGUAUUGCUAAGGAGAAGAAGGCUUUAGCUGAACAGCAGAGAAACCAGCAGCAAACAGGGAUGCAGCAACAACAGCAACAGCAGCAGACCAAUCAACAGCAAACCCAGCAAUUAGCUGGGCAACAAACACAGCAACCUCAGCCUCCAGCACAGCCCCAGCCCCAGCCCCAGCCCCAGCCCCAGCCCCAGGCUCAGCCCCAGCCCCAACCCCAGCCCCAGCCCCAGCCUCAGGCUCAGCCCCAGCCCCAGCCCCAGCCCCAGCCCCAGCCCCAGCCCCAACCUCAGCCUCAGGUAGCCCAGCAGCCCCCAGCUUUGGUGCAGCCUGCAGCAACUACUGGAACCAGCUCCGCAAUCUUGGCUGGAACAAUCCAACCCUCAGUCACGGGAACGUGCAUCCAGACAGCUACAGUGAAUGGGAAUGUCCUCGUGAACACAGUGGCUGGCAUCCCAGCAGCUGCUUUCCAGCCCAUCAAUAAGCGUCUCGCCUCACCAGUUAUGCCUGGACCACUGGCAGCUUCAGGCGCUGGCACUCCUGCUCCAGUGGUUCAUAGCCAGCCUCGGCCUGCCACUGCACCUGCUGCUUCUACCGAGCUCCUCUCUGUGGCAUCCACGCAGGCGGUGCGAGCAGUCACUCCGAUCCCAGCAUCCACUGUGGCCAUGAGCAAUCUGACCCCUGUGCAGGCUCAGACAAGGUCAUUGGUGACUCAGGUAACACAAGGGACGGCCACAGGAGUUCAGAUCUCCAGCAAAACCAUCCCUCCUGCCCACAUUCAGCUUCUCAGGCAGCAGCAGCAGCAGCAGCAACAGCAGCAGCAACAGCAGCAGCAAGUAGCAACCCAGGAGCACUUGAUCAAAUUGCAGAAGCAUAAACUGCAGCUGGCGUCCCAGCCAACAACCCCACAGCCAGCUCUGCCAGGACCACAGCCAGCUUCAGCACCUCCUCCGAUGCCCCCUCUACUGCCGCCUCCAGCACCUUCCCCCCAGAUCACUGCUGUCCAGGCCCCCAGGCCUGGAGCAGUGCUGGCCGGCACCACUGUGGCCAACCUCCAAGUCACUCGCCUUACCCGUGUGACCACUUCCCAGCUUCCAGCUCCAGGACAGACUGCCCCUGCAGCUGCUGCCAAACCUCCUGUGACAUCAUCGCCGGCAGUUACAGUGACAAGGACAGGAAUUGGGGGGGCUCUCAGCCAGCCCCAGAAAGUUACAGGACCCACAGUAGUGGCUCAGCCAUUGCAUGUGCAACAGCUUCUGAAACUCAAGAACCACCAGCAGCAGAAAAUCAUUCACCCGCAGAAUCAAGCUACUGUCCAGCAAAAGAUCAGUGCACAGCAAGUUACUGUCCAGCAGCAGAAAGUGGCUUAUGCUCCUCAGCCCAGCAGUAAAACCCACUUCCUGACGACACCUUUGUCCCAGGCCCCAAAGCCCACAGGAGCUCAGCAAGUGCCAGCCCCAAUACAGGUCGCAAAGAUUCCUCAAGUUGUUCAGCAACAAACAACAGUGACCAAUAUUCAACAGAUGGUCUCUGUUUCCCAGCAGGUUCAGCCUCAACCACACACCGUGACGAUGUCCCAGACUGCGGCCGGCCCACACCAAGUACAAGUGCUUCCUGCAACGACAGUGGCUCCUCAGGCAGCUCAGCAGAAGCUUGUACAGCAGCAAGUCGUGACCCCUGCCACACCACAGCUGCAGGUCUCAGGGGGACCCAACCCUGGACAGGUCCCUCCAGCCUCGGACGGGCAGAGUCAGCAAUCCAAAGGGCAGAUGCGGAUGUCUGCAGUCAGAUUGAAGGCACUACCUAAAUCCAACUGAAAGGUGCCUGAAUACAGGCAGCCAGAGAGAAUUUGGAAAUGCCGGGGAACAAGAGUUAUCUUAAAACACCUUUAAAAAGUUACAUUUUAAUCUCUACCUGUACCCCAAACUCACAGGUUUUAGGAGGAAAUUGGCAAAAUCCUACUUUUUAAGAGAUGACCCUUGUUCUUAUUGGACCAUUAUUUCUAAGUAUUGAUGUGAACGACAUCUGUCCCUUCCAUUUAAGAGUUCCAUAGAGGGGCGGCUAGGUGGCGCAGUGGAUAGAGCACCGGCCCUGGAGUCAGGAGGACCUGAGUUCAAAUCUGGCCUCAGACACUUAACACUUACUAGCUGUGUGACCUUGGGCAAGUCACUUAACCCCAAUUGCCUCACUAAAAAAAAAAAAAAGAGUUCCAUAGAGCUUGUCAGAGACAUUCUCUGCCCUCUUAGAGUGGAUGGUCCGACACGGCAGCCCUUAAUGUCAUAGGCCAUUUUGUCCAUUCAGAUGUAGGACUGACUGGCCUGGGCCGUAAGCUUCCUGGGCAAAAUUGGCUGCCUUGCCUUUCCACAAGCAUUCCCUCCUAGAACAGGUCUGGGUGUGAUGUGAUCUCUUCAAUCCAUUGUCCUUCAGUGUGACCGUCUGCGCCCGCACUGCUUUGCACAUUAGUAGGUGCCUAAUAAAUGUCUGUUGAAUUGAAUCUGGAUGUAUAGUGAAGAUUUUAACAAAAGUUCAUUGUCUGUUCUUGUAAUUCUUUGGAACUGUUGGUAGUUCUGUGUACAUUUCCUGAAGCUGUGUGUGCGUGUGUGUGUGCGUGUGUGUGCGCUCGCGUUUGCUUUCAUUCUUCACUUUGUGAUUAUGGUUAUUCUUGGAAUGUAAUGAGUGUGUUGAUCCUAGUUCUAUGUAUAGUAAAAACUGUAACCCUUUUGUAAAAGGAGUAUUCAUUUUGUAUCUCGGAGAAUUUCCUAUUUGUCUAGUUUGAUACUUCCAGUUUGGGAGAAUUUUUAACUGCUGGGGUUUAAUUUAAGUUUCAUUUGCUUUUGUGAUGUUUCUGUGUUCAGUAUAAAAUCUAUUCAGCCUUCAGCUGGGGAAGAGAGGAAAGUAAACAAAACUCAAGAUGAAUUCCGAAUUGUGCAAAGAAUACACUUUUAUAUGAUUAUUUUACUAAAGUGAAUAAUGAAUGUAUAUUCAGGUAGAUGUUUGGAGGAUGAGGUCACAAUCUAUUACUGUCCUAAAGGAGCUUGCCUCGUGUUUAAGAAACGAUACUAUAUAAUGUACGGUCCUAAGACUUAUCCACAGAGGAACCUUUUGAAAAUAAAGCUUGCUUAUGGAAGAGGCCCAAGGAGCUCCUCUUAAAUUUGGUCCUGCUCUUUACUUUGACUGUGGCUUAUGUGACAGUGAUAAGGAUUUUUCCAUUACAUUUCAUCAAGUGGACUUUCUAAAAGUAUUUUUUUUUUCUGCAGUGUGGGAUUAUUUGAUAUUUUGGUGGUCGUUUAAUUAAAAAUAAAAGCAUUUUUUACAUUAUGAAACAACUUUAAAGAUAUGACAACAUGGGGGGCAGGUAGGUGGCACAGUAGAUAAAGCACCAGUCCUGGAUUCAGGAGGAGCUGAGUUCAAAUCCAACCUCAGACAUGACACUUACUAGCUGUGUGACCCUGGGCAAGUCAAAACCCUCAUUGCCCCACCAAAAAAAAAAAAAUGACAUUAUUGGAUUGGUAUUAGGUGAGAUGUAAUGGCAAUGAAAGAGAUGGGCUUCUCAGUUUCAAGUAGGGAAGACAGGUCCAGUGGUUCUGGUACAGGUCAAGACUGUUAGGUCUCCUGGGGACUGGAAUGGUUUCUGGUCUGUGUCCCUUUUCUGGGUCACUCAGAUUACCCAUUUCCCUGACUGUGAAACCACUGUGUUACCCAUUUAUCUUUCAGGACUUUCUAAAGGGGCAGUGAGGUAGGCGCAAGGUGCCAUUUGAGUUUGUUAAAUUUGGCAAUGAAAAGAACAACAUUCUGCAAAUCCCUGGUGUGUUAGUGCCCACUUCAGAAUGAUGCCAAGUUAGCUUGCAUUUCCUUUGGAACAUUCAGCUCCGUGUCCUGUGCAAAUACUGUGUGGUCUGCCAGAGGCAGUUGGUUCUGUGGCCCAUCCGCCAAUCAGCAAAGAGGGAAACACCUUUCUUAACUUAAAAAAAAAAUCUUUCUCUCUCCCAGUGGUCGACUGGCACUAGGAAGGCAGGGCCAAGUAUAACUUACUCACGAAUGUGGACGCUCGUACUUGCUAUGUAGGAUUGUAUGGAAUUGUGAUGUACCCUACCAAACAGAGAGCGUAAUAAAGUGUACAUUUGUAUA